Molecule: messenger RNA, 6148 nt
Organism: Mus caroli (Ryukyu mouse)
Lineage: Eukaryota; Metazoa; Chordata; Mammalia; Rodentia; Muridae
Gene: Znf521
Product: zinc finger protein 521
Biological process (GO): regulation of transcription by RNA polymerase II
Cellular component (GO): nucleus
Molecular function (GO): RNA polymerase II cis-regulatory region sequence-specific DNA binding; DNA-binding transcription activator activity, RNA polymerase II-specific
Source: RefSeq, a predicted model, not a curated record
CGGGACCCCCUCCUCCCUCCCGCUCCCCGCGCUCUCGCCUUUUAAUCAUGCCCCUCUGUCUGUGUGUGAGUGCAGGCAGGCUGACAAUGAUUUCCUCAGUGAUUACGUACAGAGCGAGUCCCUGCGGGUUAGGGGCCCCCUCUGGAGCCAUCCUGAUGGCUUUGGGGGCCUUGCUUCCAUUUUCCAUUAUUAUGUGGACUACCGGAGCGACAGCGCAGUCCAAGACCUUGCAGGAUGUCUCGCCGCAAGCAAGCGAAACCGAGAUCCCUCAAAGACCCCAACUGUAAACUUGAAGACAAGAUUGAAGAUGGGGAGGCAGUAGACUGCAAGAAGAGGCCAGAAGACGGGGAGGAGUUGGAGGAGGACGCUGUGCAUAGCUGUGACAGCUGCCUCCAGGUGUUUGAGUCACUGAGCGACAUCACAGAGCACAAGAUCCAUCAGUGCCAGCUGACAGAUGGCGUUGACGUUGAGGACGACCCCAGCUGCUCUUGGCCAGCCUCCUCACCUUCCAGUAAGGACCAGACUUCCCCCAGCCAUGGAGAAGGCUGUGAUUUUGGAGAGGAAGAAGGUGGCCCUGGACUGCCUUACCCGUGCCAGUUCUGUGAUAAGUCCUUUAGCCGCCUCAGCUACCUAAAGCACCAUGAACAGAGCCACAGUGACAAGCUGCCCUUCAAGUGCACCUACUGCAGUCGGCUGUUCAAACACAAGCGGAGCCGUGACCGCCACAUAAAGCUCCACACUGGGGACAAGAAGUAUCACUGUAGCGAGUGCGACGCAGCCUUCUCCCGGAGCGAUCAUCUCAAGAUCCACUUAAAGACUCACACCUCCAACAAGCCAUAUAAAUGUGCCGUCUGCCGCAGAGGGUUCCUGUCCUCUAGCUCCUUGCACGGACAUAUGCAGGUUCAUGAGCGGAACAAGGACGGCUCCCAGUCUGGCUCCAGGAUGGAGGACUGGAAGAUGAAGGACACUCAGAAGUGCAGCCAGUGUGAGGAAGGCUUCGACUUCCCGGAAGACCUCCAGAAGCACAUUGCAGAAUGCCACCCCGAGUGCUCCCCUAAUGAGGACCGAGCAGCCCUCCAGUGCAUGUACUGCCACGAGCUGUUUGUGGAGGAGACCUCCCUCAUGAACCACAUAGAGCAGGUGCACGGGGGUGAGAAGAAGAACUCUUGCAGCAUCUGCUCAGAGAGCUUCCUCACGGUCGAGGAGCUGUACAGCCACAUGGACAGUCACCAGCAGCCAGAGUCCUGCAAUCACAGCAACAGCCCUUCCCUGGUCACUGUGGGUUACACCUCAGUGUCCAGCACGACUCCAGACUCCAACCUCUCAGUGGACAGCUCAACCAUGGUAGAGGCUGCACCGCCGAUUCCAAAGAGCCGCGGGAGGAAGCGAGCUGCUCAGCAGACCUCCGAUAUGACUGGCCCCUCUAGUAAGCAGGCGAAAGUCACCUACAGCUGUAUUUACUGCAACAAGCAGUUAUUUUCGAGUCUCGCGGUUCUGCAGAUUCACUUGAAAACUAUGCAUUUAGAUAAGCCUGAGCAGGCUCAUAUCUGUCAGUAUUGCUUGGAGGUCUUGCCCUCACUCUAUAACCUAAAUGAACAUCUUAAACAAGUGCACGAAGCUCAGGACCCCGGCCUGAUUGUUUCGGCCAUGCCUGCCAUUGUUUACCAGUGCAACUUCUGUUCUGAAGUUGUCAAUGACCUCAACACCCUUCAGGAGCACAUCCGAUGUUCUCACGGGUUUGCCAAUCCCGCGGCCAAGGACAGCAAUGCGUUCUUUUGUCCCCAUUGUUACAUGGGGUUUCUCACUGACUCUUCACUUGAAGAGCAUAUAAGACAGGUCCAUUGUGACCUCAGUGGCUCCCGGUUUGGGUCUCCUGUGCUUGGGACUCCAAAAGAACCGGUAGUUGAAGUCUACUCCUGUUCCUAUUGUACAAAUUCGCCAAUAUUCAACAGUGUUCUUAAACUGAAUAAGCAUAUUAAAGAGAAUCAUAAAAACAUUCCCUUGGCCCUGAAUUAUAUUCACAAUGGGAAGAAAUCCCGGGCCUUAAGCCCUUUGUCCCCUGUGGCUAUAGAACAGACAUCUCUUAAGAUGAUGCAGACUGUGGGAGGCGGCCCUGCCCGUGCCUCUGGAGAGUAUAUCUGUAAUCAGUGUGGUGCUAAGUACACGUCCCUAGACAGCUUUCAGACUCACCUCAAAACCCACUUGGACACCGUGCUGCCAAAACUGACCUGCCCUCAGUGUAACAAAGAAUUCCCCAACCAAGAGUCCUUGCUAAAGCACGUGACCAUCCACUUUAUGAUCACCUCAACCUACUACAUCUGUGAGAGCUGUGACAAGCAGUUCACCUCCGUGGAUGACCUCCAGAAGCACCUGCUGGACAUGCACACCUUCGUCUUCUUCCGCUGCACACUCUGCCAGGAAGUGUUUGACUCCAAGGUCUCUAUCCAGCUGCACUUGGCCGUGAAGCACAGUAACGAGAAGAAGGUGUACCGCUGCACGUCCUGCAACUGGGACUUCCGCAAUGAGACCGACCUGCAGCUGCACGUGAAGCACAACCACUUGGAGAACCAAGGCAAGGUGCACAAGUGCAUCUUCUGCGGCGAGUCGUUUGGCACUGAGGUGGAGCUGCAGUGCCACAUCACCACCCACAGCAAGAAGUACAACUGCAGGUUCUGCAGCAAGGCCUUCCAUGCCGUCAUCCUGCUGGAGAAGCACCUGCGGGAGAAACACUGUGUGUUUGAAACCAAGACCCCCAACUGUGGCACCAACGGGGCCUCGGAGCAAGUGCAGAAGGAGGAGGCUGAGCUGCAGACCUUGCUCACCAACAGCCAGGAGUCCCAUAACAGCCACGAUGGGAGUGAGGAGGACGUGGACAGCUCUGAACCCAUGUAUGGCUGCGACAUCUGUGGGGCGGCCUACACCAUGGAGACGUUGCUGCAGAACCACCAGCUCCGGGACCACAACAUCAGGCCCGGAGAAAGUGCCAUUGUGAAGAAGAAGGCGGAGCUCAUUAAAGGGAAUUACAAGUGUAACGUUUGCUCGAGAACCUUCUUCUCUGAAAAUGGGCUCCGUGAACACAUGCAGACCCACUUAGGCCCCGUCAAACACUACAUGUGCCCUAUCUGUGGAGAGCGCUUCCCUUCCCUGUUAACUCUCACGGAACACAAAGUCACACACAGCAAGAGCCUGGAUACUGGAAACUGUCGUAUUUGUAAGAUGCCCCUGCAGAGCGAAGAGGAGUUUUUGGAGCACUGCCAGAUGCACCCUGACCUGAGGAAUUCCCUGACUGGGUUUCGUUGUGUGGUGUGUAUGCAGACUGUGACCUCCACCUUAGAACUCAAAAUCCACGGGACCUUCCACAUGCAGAAGACGGGGAAUGGGUCCUCCGUGCAGACCACCGGGCGUGGCCAGCAUGUUCAGAAACUGUAUAAGUGUGCAUCUUGCCUCAAAGAGUUCCGUUCCAAGCAAGAUCUGGUGAAACUUGACAUUAACGGCCUGCCAUAUGGUCUGUGUGCCGGCUGUGUGAAUCUCAGUAAGAGCAGUAGCCCAGGCCUCAGUCUCCCUCCUGGUGCCAGCAGACCAGGCUUGGGCCAGAAUGAGAGUCUGAGCGCCAUGGAAGGAAAAGGCAAGGCAGGGGGACUGAAGACGCGCUGUUCAAGCUGCAAUGUCAAGUUUGAGUCUGAAAGCGAACUGCAAAACCACAUCCAGACGGUGCACCGGGAGCUCGUGCCAGACGCCAACAGCACACAGUUGAAAACGCCCCAAGUGUCACCCAUGCCCAGAAUCAGUCCCUCCCAGUCCGAUGAGAAGACCUACCAGUGUAUCAAGUGUCAGAUGGUUUUCUACAACGAGUGGGACAUCCAGGUUCAUGUGGCAAAUCACAUGAUUGAUGAAGGGCUGAACCAUGAGUGCAAACUCUGCAGCCAGACCUUUGACUCCCCUGCCAAACUUCAGUGUCACCUGAUAGAGCACAGCUUCGAAGGGAUGGGUGGUACCUUCAAAUGCCCCGUCUGUUUCACAGUGUUUGUUCAAGCUAACAAGUUGCAACAGCAUAUAUUCUCUGCCCAUGGACAAGAAGACAAGAUCUAUGACUGCACACAAUGCCCACAGAAGUUUUUCUUCCAAACAGAGCUACAGAAUCAUACGAUGACUCAGCACAGCAGUUAGUUCACGUAUGCACGGCCUCUCGAGGAGAAGGACUUUUGUGGCACAAAAAGGGAACAUGUUUUACUCUUUGCACGAAACUCCCAUUGUUAAUGUAUAUUCUUCAGAAGCAUUGUAUUGUAUCAUACAACGUGUACUAUCAAAACUGUUGGAUGUUCAUGUGUUGGAACUUUUGAGCACCAGAUAGACAGACUCCUUGUAUAUAAAGUGUUGCACAUGUAUUAUGUCGUCGAUGCUAAAAUGGUCUUAUAAAGACAAGUGGACUUGGGCCCUAUUCAGGCAAGAUUUUCAAAGUGAACAAAAUGGCUUAAGAGAAAAUGUUUUCAAGGAAGACAGAACUUAAAUGAACUGUUCUCAUGUGACUAUGGUUGGACUUCCUUUUAUGUACACUUAAGCCUAGAAUUUCUCUUUUGGUAUAUCAAUGGUUAAAACCCAAGACUAUUUUUUACUGCUGGAGAUUCUCGUGAACUAUGAAGAGACAUUCUCACAGAACAGAACCCCACAUCUGGAUACGGCCCAUAUAUAUAUUUGUAAGCCUUGCAGUGUGACAGGUAGCCUCACCAUAUAUGCAAUAGUUGUUAUGUAGACUGUCAAAGAUUUUUUUUCCUGGCUACAUUUGAAGCUUUGAGUGUUCAAGGUUUUCCUUAAUGAUUUCACACAGCCAAAUUCUUGAAUCAGUUGAACUAACCUGUAUGUUACUGCUCUCAAUGUUUACCCUGCAGUCUGAACCUGGAGAUUACUGGAAUUGUUUUCCAAGAGGAAAUAAAUUCAGUUUACCAUCAGCUAUGAGUGUAUUUGUGUGUUUUCCUUUUCUAGUUAGUCUUACCAUUAAGAAAGAAAGCAAGAAAAGGAAAUCUAAUUGCCUGCACCCUUGGCUAUGAAACCUGCUCCAGAGCUGAUCGCAGGCAUAGCCUCAAUCAUAUUUAACCUUAGCACACCAGGCCAAAUGCAGCUGGGAGGAGAUCCAUCAUGCGGCACGAGAAGAAAGCAGACCCAGUCUAUUUGAACUGUCUUAGAUCUACCAGGUCACAUUGUACUUGAAGAGUCUGACAUCACAGAUGGAUGUGAUGGCUGUUUUCUGCAUAAUUUGCAGCCCAAUUCACAUCAUGCUGUGCAGAUCUGAACUCGUGGUGGAUGGCUGCAAUUGGAGCGGCUGUUUGGCUUAUGUGUACUUAAGAAGCAGCGUCGUUCCAAAGACAAAGUGCAGAGCAUCAUCGAGUCAGAGGGCUGUUAGUUCUGCUUCUGCUGCCGACUCCCAGUGGAGCCUUCUCCAAAUGGCUUCAUCUCCUGGCCUGGGAUCACCCGACCAGGGAAGGUAAUGGAACUUGGUCAUCAGCCUUUCAACAGGGAGGAGAUGGCUCUCUGAGAUGCCUUCCGCAGCCUACCACAAAAUGCUGAAAAAGAGAAGCCCCUGAUUUCAGAGCUUUUUGUGCAAUUUUUUAAAGACGAGAAGGGUGGCAAUGUAUGCCCUGGACCUUGAUAGACGUCAUUAGUCUGAGUAUAAGUAUAAACUCCAUACUCACGGAGCGCAUCCAUGGCAUCGUGCUUAAACCGGUUAUCACACUCUGAGUCCUGUGACCUCUUUUAAACUUGGAAGAUCUCAAGCAAAUAGCAAUAAUCGCCACAGAACUUUGAGGUAAGAAAAAUGCAACCUGGACUGAUGGAUGUGUGACCCCUUGUCACCAAUGGACCAGCCUGUGACAGCCACAUCUCCAGCAUCACAACGCAGGGUCGCUGCCCCAUGGUUCUAAACCUUAAGCUCCUUGACAUUCCCUUGCAGGACUUGCUUGUUACAUCUUGGCGUGCUAGACACAAGUCCCUGGAGCCUCAAGCUUGGGCUCUUCUAAGAAUUUCUGGGUAAUGCUGGUUGCAGACCACACUUUGAAAACCACUACCCUACCUCAUUCACAAGUCAUGGAAUGAACCAAGUGUGAAUAACCAAGCACAUGAUAUUAUUUGUUGUGUUUUCAAUAAAAAAAUUUUU